Molecule: messenger RNA, 5285 nt
Organism: Melanotaenia boesemani (Boeseman's rainbowfish)
Lineage: Eukaryota; Metazoa; Chordata; Actinopteri; Atheriniformes; Melanotaeniidae
Product: ankyrin repeat and SAM domain-containing protein 1A-like
Exons: 27
Coding region: 413-3997 (1194 amino acids)
Cellular component (GO): cytosol
Molecular function (GO): protein binding
Source: RefSeq, a predicted model, not a curated record
CAAGCUGCUACGGGUGGCGGUGAUAGGGGUUGUAUUUGUGUGUGCUUGAAGGGUUUCGGAUUGGAGAUGCAGAAAGAAAGGGCAGUUUCGAGGAAGUGACGGACGACGGUCGGAGAAUUGAUCAGAGGAAGUUUGCUCGAUGGUGGUGCCGUGCUGCUGAACGAAACUUUUCCCCUCUUGAGCGGCAGCAGCACCGUGGAUCGGGACGGACGGGUCCAGCGGUGGAGGGAGCUUUUGUUUCCUCGCACAUUAGUAGCGCUGAAGAAUAACUUGAGGUUAGGUGGAAGAGAGAGGGUCGCAGAGGAAUUUUACUCCCACAACCAACCCCCCUCCCCCCCCUCCUUCCCCUCCCCUUUUCCUUCUCUUCCCCGCGCCUCCUCCAAUUUUUAUUAUUUUUUUUCUGGGAUCUGCGAUGGGGAAAGAGCAAGAGCUUCUUGACGCGGCGCGCACAGGAAACCUGGCCGCUGUGGAGAAGCUCUUAUCCGGGAAGCGACAGUCCGCUGGCGGAUCGUCUGGGACCAGUGGAAGCGGCAACAGCGGCGGCCACGGCGCCUCCUCCCAUCCUCUCUCCAGUCUGCUCAGCAUCUGGAGGGGCCCCAAUGUGAAUUGUGUGGACAGCACUGGAUAUACCCCUCUACACCACGCUGCCCUUAAUGGACACAGCGAGGUGGUGGAGGCGCUGUUGCGGAACGAGGCCUUGACCAACAUUGCAGACAACAAGGGCUGCUACCCUCUCCAUCUGGCUGCGUGGAAGGGAGAUGAGCGUAUCGUAAAACGUCUCAUUCACCAAGGACCUUCACACCCCAAACUUAAUGAGCAGAGCUCUGUAGACCAUAAAGAGUUCAAACGCUGUGGGCCCUUUGACCCCUAUAUUAAUGCCAAGAACAACGAUAACGAAACACCGCUGCACUGUGCCGCCCAGUAUGGCCACUCUCAGGUGGUGCGGCUUCUGUUGGAGGAGCUGACUGAUCCCACCAUGAGGAACAACAAGUUUGAGACUCCACUGGACCUAGCUGCGUUGUACGGCCGCCUGGAGGUUGUAAAGCUGCUGAUCAAUGCCCAUCCCAACCUGCUCAGCUGCAACACAAAGAAACACACACCGCUUCAUCUGGCCUCCAGGAACGGACACCUGUCUGUGGUGGAGGUGCUGCUGGAUGCUCGCAUGGACAUCAACUAUGAGACAGAGAAAGGCAGCGCUCUCCACGAAGCAGCCCUUUUCGGGAAGACGGAUGUGGUACAGAAACUUCUAAGUGCAGGUAUUGAUGUGAACAUUUUGGACCAGAAAGGCCUGACAGCGCUGGACACUGUCAAAGACAUGCCCUCUCAGAAAAGCAGAGAGAUAGCUGCUCUCAUUCUGGGGCACACGACGGGGAAACCCCCUAAUAUUGACCUUCCUCCUCCACCGAUCCCUCCGCCUCAUGAGAGUCCCAGUCCGAGGAAGAAGGGUGACCUGGAAAAGGUGGGUGAGCUUAUAUCGGUACUGGCCCCAGGACCUGAGGAGGAGAGUCCCUAUGAAGCACUGUUUGAAGCCACUUCCUGCCAUUCGUUAGACAGUCUCACCAGCAGCAAGUCCUCUGACCGGGACUCAGGACGGCCCGACAGUAAAGUUGGCAAGAAAGAACGCCUUGUCCACUCGGCACACCCUGGACCUGGUCAUGAAGAGAAGAUGAGCUCAGAGACCCUUUAUACUUGCAGCAGUAUCGAUGAAAGAGGAAAGCCAGUGGAGGAAGAGGAGGAUCACACAUAUGAGUUGUUGCUGACCGCACAGACCAAAAUCCCACCACCCAGCCAGGAGUACCAGUCCAAAAAGGAUGAGAAUACCACUAUGCCGUCUUCCAACAGUGUCCUACCUCAGCAUAAACCGCCUGCACCCCCUAAUGACCUCAAAGCCCCAAGUAAGAUGAAAGACACUCUGCACCCUCCUGCACGGAUGGGCCCACAAGCACCAGGAGAUAACUCCCAGCUCAGCCCGGAUCAGGGAGCGGGUGUCCCGGAGCAGUUCACCGGCCUCCUGCACGGAUCUUCUCCAGUCAUCGACUGCCGUGAGGACGCCUUCAGGCUUCCAGGUGUCCCACCACCCAGCCAGGGCCAACCAGAAGUGAAAAAAUCUACCAAAGUGAAAGAGGUAGCCUCAGCCGCUUCGUCCACACCUUCCCGACCCAGUAUGGCUGCCAUCCUGACAGACUGUGAUCCAAAAGCAAUUUACGCAACUGUGAACAAGGAGCACAGGGACUCAGGGGCAGGAUCUAGCGUUCGGAUGCGCCCGCCUGGGGACCUGAAGCUGGCACGCAGCCUUUCCAAGUCUGACUCAGACUUGCUUGUGUCGCCUCCUAGCGAGGAGGAAGGGGGACUUGGAAACCGUAGCGAGUCUGUUUCUAACUGUAGCACUGGCAAAAAAAGGCUUGAGAAAUCUCCUUCCUUCACUUCAGAAUGGGACGAGACACAAUCGACUCCCGCUUCGAAACAAGGAAGAUCUAAUUCCUUUGACAGCAUCGAGAAGAUCAUGACACUGAUUGGAGCCGGCAUCGAUUUUUCCAGAGAUCAGCAAUACGCUACACCAGCAGGUGCUGCAGGCCGGCUGCUGGACCAGCCUGUGGGAGACUGGCUGGAGCAUGUGGGGCUGCCGCAGUACGAGAGCAAACUGCUGCUGAAUGGGUUUGACGACCUGCACUUCAUGGGGAGCAAUGUAAUGGAGGACCAGGACUUGAGGGAGAUUGGAAUCACAGACCCAAGCCACAGAAAGAAGAUCCUCCACGCGGCUCGUUCUUUACCAAAGGUGAAAGCGCUGGGCUGUGACGGCAGCAGCUCUCUGUCCUCCUGGCUGGAGAAUCUGGGUCUGCACGAGUACUUGCACAACUUCCUGGCUAGCGGCUACCGCAGCCUGGACUGUGUGAAAAACCUAUGGGAGCUGGAGAUCGUCAAUGUGCUAAAAAUUACCCUGCUUGGUCACAGGAAACGCAUCAUUGCCUCCUUAGCAGAAAGGCCUUACGAGGAGCCUCCAGUGAAACCUCCCCGUUUGUCUCAGAUCAGGUACCAGGACCUGCCUGGAUCCCAGACUUCAUCUCCGCUCAGUCAGAUGGAGUCUUACUCUGGACACUCGAUGGACCCUCUGCUGUUUGUAGGAGAGUCAGGCAGGAAGAAAGCACCAGAUCCCAACUAUGAUGCCGCCCACAGAUAUCGCAGUGAGCGACACAGACCCCAGGAGCGAUAUGAAGAGUGUCAUCAAGAACCCCGUCUGACCCUGCGGCCGCCAAGUCUAGCAGCACCAUAUGCUCCGGUCCAGAACUGGCAUCACCAGCCUGAGAAACUCAUCUUUGAAUCUUGCGCUUAUGAAGCCAAUUACCUUGGUUCCAUGCUUAUUAAGGAUCUGAGGGGAACAGAGUCCACGCAGGAUGCUUGUGCCAAAAUGCGGAGGUCCACAGAACAAAUGAGAAAAGUCCCAACCAUCGUCCUGUCAGUCACCUACAAGGGUGUGAAGUUCAUCGACGCAGCCAACAAGAACAUCAUCGCAGAGCAUGAGAUACGUAAUAUAUCUUGUGCAGCCCAGGACCCGGAGGACUUGUGCACGUUUGCUUACAUCACUAAAGACCUGCAGACCAACCACCACUAUUGCCAUGUUUUCAGCACAGUAGACGUGAACCUGACCUAUGAGAUUAUACUGACGCUGGGCCAAGCAUUUGAGGUGGCCUAUCAGCUGGCUCUGCAGGCCCAGAGGACCAAACAACAGCAGAACCUCCCUGCAGGAACCAGUUUAGAGGUCAUUGAGACUAAGUCCAGCCGCCCUGUGCCGAAACCCAGAGGCAACGUGCGGAAGUCAGGGGAUUCUCCUCCUCUCAACCGUCGUUGCUGUUAUUGUUACACCUGCAGCUCCCACCCUCCCUCCUUCCCACUGCUGCACACUCCCAGCCCUGCUGCUCAGGUGCUGCCGCCUGUCCCAUCUCCACCCUUUCACACUUUGCUUCUUCCUGUGUCUGCUUUUGUUUUUGUCCUACUCUGAAAUGCCUUUUUGUACAUUUAUAUGCUUAUUGUGUUUUUCACUUUUUGAAGAAAAAACACUGACUUCUAAUGUUCUUUCAGCAUUUUGAUUGUUUGACUUUGCUGCCCUCUAGUGACAGUUUAGUAGUAAGACAGACAAAGUAAGAGCCACUACUUAAAUGCUUGAAAAAUAAUAAAUAAUAACGACAAUAAUAGUAAUCAAAAGCUGUGGGCUUUUCUUGUAUUUAUUUCUAUAUGGCCCGACCUGACAGACGUUUCUUUAUGCUUCUCAUGUUAAGAAUAAACUCUCAAAGGGCAGAUCUAUGCAGACGCAGACAAUGUGAUGUAUUUGAAAACAACAAAACUAAAUUAAACUUGUGAUGGUACUGGUUUGUCAGUUUACAAUAUUAUUAACAAAGAUUUUAGUAAUUUUAAUCACUUUUACAACGAGGUAUAACCUGUAAGGAUUGUUCAUCUGUGAAGUGAGCAACACAGCUAAAUGUGGAGGUAGUGCCCCCAAAAAUGUUCCAAAAUCCCCUGCAAUAUGUUCCUAUUGGUCUUUACUCUUGUUUUGAAGUUCAAGUGAGAAAUAGUCAAACAAACACACAUUUCCUUACUUUUUGUGCUAAGUUGUUGAAAGCUUUUGUGGCAGUUUAGUUGCAUAAAGAUUUAAAAAUGUCAUGAGUAAAAUAAACUUCACGCCUGAGUAUUUCUACAGCAUGUGGGAGUUUCAGACAGCUUCAUAUGUACCAUACCUGAGAAACCAGACUCUUCCCUGUGAAGGGUUCAUCAGAGAUGAUAUCUGGCAUGAGCAACACAUUCUUAGCUGUUUGGUUACAUAAUCAAAUCAAAUAGCAUAGACGUAAUGGUCUAUGUGUGUUCUUGGUGUGCAGGAGUUGAGUGCUGGGAAACAGAGCCGUGGCUAACUUCCAUAUUCACAGAUCUACCAAAAAAAAGGACCAAUUAUGGGAUAUGAAUCUAACCUAGAUAGACACUAAAUCUAAAUAUUUCUAAAUGUAAAUAUUCCAACAGGUUUAAAAUAAAACUUUAUUAUAAAAGUAAAUCACACACAAACUGCUCAUCUCAUGGUAAUAGUUAAUGUUAUUACGGCUGAUGUAAUGUUACAUUAAAUCUAUGAGGUUGUCAUGCAGCUUUGUGGGUGUAUUUUUGAUGAAUGUCAACGCAAACCUUUGCAGCCUGCAGGCAGAUAGAUUACCUGUGUGUACACAGGAAUUCUACUUUAAUUAGGAUCCGAUGAGAUGUGAGUGGGUGUACAAAGUGUAAUUAAACUUAAAGGCUAACAGUAGAUC